This is a messenger RNA of Branchiostoma floridae (Florida lancelet), 2936 nucleotides long. Its product is annotated as glutamate receptor ionotropic, kainate 2-like. The coding region runs from base 71 to 1720 and encodes 549 amino acids. The record is from RefSeq and is a predicted model, not a curated record. The transcript is spliced from 11 exons. NCBI's taxonomy places the organism in Eukaryota, Metazoa, Chordata, Leptocardii, Amphioxiformes, Branchiostomatidae. Gene Ontology annotation, biological process: monoatomic ion transport; synaptic transmission, glutamatergic; modulation of chemical synaptic transmission. Gene Ontology annotation, cellular component: plasma membrane; postsynaptic membrane. Gene Ontology annotation, molecular function: transmitter-gated monoatomic ion channel activity involved in regulation of postsynaptic membrane potential; glutamate-gated receptor activity.
CACUGAGUAUGUUCCGUACGGACAACUUACCAAUCUGUCCCCACAGAAGCUGAUUUAUCUGGUAGAGCCGAUGUGUUACAUGUGCGCUCCUAUUUUCAUCGAGGGAAUCCACGUCAGAGACCGAAGAAGACCAAUCAAAGAGGUCGUCCCAACAACAGGACCGUGGGCUUUGAGCGGAACAGUCACCUUGCCAUCGGGUCCACACAGAGAGGGCUACGCCUAUAAAGAGACCACCAUCAUGGGCACGAUGCUGAAGGACAUGAUGGAACAACUUGGACAUCUCUCGAGCGACAUCUUCAACAGGACCUUACGUAUAGUGACGGUGGAGAGAGCUCCGUUCACGAUGAAACGUCUUGGCGACAACAAUGAAACUGAGUACUACGGCUUCUGCGUGGACAUGGUGACCGAACUCUCGCGAUAUCUCGGCUUCGACUACGAGAUGUACGAUGUGCGCGGGUUCGGAGUGAAGAAGAAGAGCGGCAACUGGACCGGGCAGAUCCGGGAAAUUCUGAAUGGGAAUGCGGACUUCUCCCUUUCGCCGCUGAGUGUGAGUCCAGACCGUCAGAUGGUGGUGGACUUCACCACCCCCUUCAUGCACUCCGGGGUCGGGAUGGUUACCAAAGCGCCUGAGCUCAAUCAAAUGGGCUACUUCGCCUUUGUCAAACCUUUCAGGACGGAGGUGUGGUUAGCUAUCAUGGUUGCAUUCUUCGUGAUCUCCGCCUCCAUAUCCCUGGUGAGUCGCUGGAGGCUGAGGUCAAACGUCGGGGAUCCGCAGAACGACAACGACGACAAGUUCACGCUUCAGAACAGCUUCUGGCUGGCGCUGUGGUCCGUAAUGAGAAAAGGCGGAGAGCCGGCCCCCCGCUCCCCUCCCGUGAGGAUCCUGGUGGCGUUCUGGUGGUUCUUCGCGCUGAUCGUCAUCACCACUUACACAGCUAAUCUCACGGCCUCCCUGACGGUGAAUCGAAUGUCUCCAACCAUCAAUUCCCUUGAGGACCUAGCAGCACAGACCGACAUCCCCUAUGGUCUGGUACGGGGAGGAGGAUACUAUAAGUUUUUUGAGUCACGUGCGACGGAACCAGAAGGAAGCGGCACGGUUUUCGAGCGGAUGUGGUACGCCAUGAUCAAAGUCCGUGAGCACGGUGUCAGGAACUAUGUGGAGGGCAUGGACAGAGCUCGCAACGGAAAUUACGUCUACAUGGCUGACGACACGACCCUUGCCUAUGACGUCAUCACUGACCCAGAGUGUAAACUGAUGAUGGUUGGAGUUCCAUUCCUCCAUAGAGGGUACGGAAUUCCCACCAAGAAAGGCAGCCCUCUAGCGGAGGCAUUGACACUUGGGAUCUUGAAGAUGCAGGAGACGGGAACUCUAGACCUGUUAAAGUCUAAAUGGUGGCCUAAGAACGGAUGCCCUCUCUUCGGCCCUGCCCCCGAGGUCAAACGUGGAGACAUCGGACUGGACGUGUUUGCCGGCGUGUUCAUGGUGCUCGGUGCGGGCAUCCUGCUGGCUGUGAUUGUCGCUGCCUGUGAAAUCAUCGUGACAGGAAAGUCUCAGAAGAAGGCAAGCUCACCGAGUCCCCUGGAUUGCAAAGGGGAAGACCUGGAAAAUGGAUACAAGCCAGAGAAAACUGUAGCACAGAGCGGACCCCUGUCACAAGAGCUUCUCCACUGUAUCCAAACUGGAAAAGUCAAGAUCACAGUCUGCCCGACAGCAUCUUGAUCCCAGGAAACUGCAUGGUCAUAGCAAUGUCGCUAGAGGGAGCUGAGUUUCCUCAGCGACACCCCAGUUGGGUGGUGAGAGGGUAAACAAGAAGAAGAGGAAGUUAACGGAGGAACAUGAUUCUUGAACCCGGAAUGACUGCUAGCGCUCAUCCAGUUAGACAGUGGGUUUGACUGAAGGAUGCGCUCUUCUGGGAUGAGGCAUCAAAAGUCUGUUUCAUCAUGAGAAAAAAUCAUUCCUGCUGACAUACAGGGAAUCCUUGCAUGAAACAAACGGUUUUAUAUUCACGCGCUGGGUGAUGCCCUGCCUUCCGCAUGGGACCACGGAGGCCACAUACACUCUGCAUGUGAACAGCACAAAACUUAUAUACCUGUUCAAGCGGCACACCUAACGUUAUAUACAUCUAUAUACAUAGCAAGAGGGAUCGAAGAUUUUCAUCAUUGGCAUCAAAUAUCAGCCGAGAAUUAAAACUAAUAUAAUAUGAGCCAAGAUGAGUUACUCGUAACAAUGUCACUUCGUUCUAGUCUGUGUGACACAAAAUUGGCUGUCCAGGACUGUAACUGGCCCCUCGCCGUGAAGGCUGGCCGGAUGUUGGGCGGGCUACUAUAAGCGAGGUUUCAUCAGGCUAAUUUCACUCAGACUAUGGAGAAUUAGGCAACAGAAGCAAACGAAGCAAACCACGAGGCUCGUUCUUACACCGAUGCAUAGUCUCAAAUACAGAAAGUUAGGUUUGAAGCUCCAUGUUACUUUACCUACCUACCUACCUAGUCCCUACUUUACCUGUAGCAUAACCCAUGACAGACAAUCUAUCCGUCACUCUUGAGAUAUAUUGGCAACGCCUAGCUCAUUUAGAUGCAGACAUGGUCAUAAGUCAUUCUAGUACAGAGAGAUGAUGUUAUGAGUUCGUGGGUCAACUAAGUUCACACAUGUAUGACUAUAUGCCUAAUAGAAUAGAGUGUACCCGCUUAGUUUCUGAGCGUUAAUUUACCAGUGUAUGUUUCUGUAUUGCCUUUAGUUAAGGCUAAGCUACACGAGGAUGCCACACGAGUAAAAUCAGUGUGACUAAAAGCUUUACGAGGGGACUACGAACGUUGCUACCGAAUUAUGAAUUUGGUGUAAAACGUUACAUGAGUGUGUGCGGUGCAAAACCUAGCCCACCUAGGUAUAUCGACUGUUGUAACUAGCUUUAAAGCUAUUUUUGAUUGAAUACACGUGC